Molecule: messenger RNA, 1678 nt
Organism: Drosophila busckii
Lineage: Eukaryota; Metazoa; Arthropoda; Insecta; Diptera; Drosophilidae
Gene: alph
Product: protein phosphatase 1B
Exons: 6
Coding region: 193-1308 (371 amino acids)
Biological process (GO): negative regulation of stress-activated MAPK cascade; protein dephosphorylation
Cellular component (GO): nucleus; cytosol
Molecular function (GO): magnesium ion binding; protein serine/threonine phosphatase activity; manganese ion binding
Source: RefSeq, a predicted model, not a curated record
CUGCAGAACGCCGAAAAUUUAGUCGUGUUUUCGAUUGAAAAAGAAAAAAAUUUAAAGUGAAAAUUUAGCAAGAGUUCGAGAGUAAUACGGGUCGACAACUGACACCUACGCAGAGCCGGGUCGCUGUUCGAAACAGGCGACAGGCCCAAGUAUUUCCACCCGCACAGCACACACACAGUAUGUUCAAUAGAGAUGGGCGGAUUCCUGGAUAAGCCGAAAACCGCAAAGCACAAUGACCAUGGCGAAGGCAACAAGCUGCUCUUCGGCGUCAGCUCAAUGCAGGGCUGGCGCUGCGAGAUGGAGGACGCUUACUAUGCUCGUGCUCGCCUAGGCAAUUCCCUGGACGAGUGGAGUUUCUUUGCUGUCUUCGACGGGCAUGCCGGCUGCAAAGUUUCAGAGCAUUGUGCCAAUCACUUGCUGGACAGCAUUAUUAGUACAGAUGAAUUCAAGAACGGCGAUCAUGUGAAGGGCAUACGAACGGGCUUUUUGCGCAUCGACGAGGUAAUGCGAGAGUUGCCAGAGUUCACUCAAGAGGCAGAGAAAUGCGGUGGCACCACUGCCGUCUGCGCUUUCAUCAGCUCCACGCAAGUGUACAUUGCCAAUUGUGGUGACUCGCGUGCUGUGCUCUGUCGUCAAGGCGUGCCGGUAUUUGCCACGCAGGAUCACAAGCCCAUACUGCCCGAGGAAAAAGAGCGUAUACAUAAUGCUGGCGGCAGUGUAAUGAUAAAACGUGUCAACGGAACGCUAGCUGUGUCCCGCGCUCUCGGUGACUACGAUUUUAAAAAUGUAAAGGAGAAGGGACAGUGUGAGCAGCUGGUUUCGCCGGAACCGGAAAUAUUUUGCCAAAGCCGCCAGGACACCGACGAGUUUUUAGUGCUCGCCUGCGACGGCAUCUGGGAUGUAAUGAGCAACGAGGAUGUGUGCAGCUUCAUAUAUUCAAGGCUGAAAGUUACCACAAAUCUAGUGAACAUUGCCAAUCAGGUGGUGGACACCUGUUUGCACAAGGGCAGCCGUGAUAAUAUGAGCAUUAUAAUUAUUGCUUUCCCCGGAGCACCAAAGCCAACUGAAGAGGCAAUCCAAGCUGAGCGACGAUUGGAGAAACACAUCGAGAAGAUCACAAGAGAGGAGAUCGAAAGUAAUAAUUUCACCGACUAUGUGGAUCUAUUAAAAAGUGUACAGAGCAGAGACGACAUUGAAGGUCUUCCACCGGGCGGCGGCUUACAGUCCAAAUAUCACGUUAUUGAGCGCACAUUCAAGGAGCUGUUUCCGGAUAGACCAUGUGAACUGUAUGCAUAUGAUGAGCUAUGAAUUUUUUUAACGCUAAUAUUGUUCACUUGUUCACCAACCACAAAAAACAACAGCAAACAAAACAACCAAUCAACAAAACCAACAAGAGAACAAAUGAUACUAAAAUGCGCUAGACUCGUACUACUCUAAUGUAAGCCCGGUUGCGUUUCUUCGUUUUCAUUAUUUUUUAACAUACUACAUGCUACUGAAUCUAAAUUGUCUGAAUAGUCAAAGCCAAAAGCUCGUUUAACGCUUUGCAUGUUCGCCUUCGCUAACUAUCCCGCAUGUUCAUCAAGAAACCAAAACUAAAUUGAAAAUAAUUAUAAUGCUAAAUAUGGAAAUCUAAUGCUAAUAAAAUUGUCAAGCCAGCGCCUUUACUAUAUUUCAUUCA